CCUCUAGAUGGGACCAUCAGUAAUGGACGGCGCAGAUCUCCCCUCCUCCUCCGCCGCCGCCGGCGACCGGCGUCCGGAGAGCGCGGGGCACGGUAGCGGCGCGGAGGAUGAGCGGGCCGCGUACCCGCCGGAGCGUUGCGAGGCGCUGGCCGCUGCGAUCGCGGGGGUGCUGGGCGGCGCGCUGCGGGAGCACGAGGCGCGGGCGGCCGCCACCGCCCGGAGCCAGGACGAGGUCGCCGCCGCCAUCGACCGCCUCAACGGAGAAUUGGACAGACUAUUAGAGAAUGCACCUUCACUGGUAAUAAUGCAACAUUCAGCAAGGAUUUCCACUAUCCGUAAAAGAAUUUCAGCACUGAACAUGCUACUGAAGUCCAUACAGCGCCGCAUUGAUAACAUUGAUAGAGUAAUUUCGACUGGUUUGACAAGUGAUCAUUCAUCUCCUGUACAGUCUCAAAGCCUGAAGCCCAAGUGAAGUUGAAUUUAAGGUUCUAGAAGAGGAGUUCCAGUGGUGUCCAUCAAUUGUCCACCAUAUCUGUGCGGUAGAGUCAUCAUUCGGUGCAGUCUGCAGAUCAAAGUGAAAUUAUACGGGGUUGUGCAUAGAAAUGAAACCUCAUAAUUUCUUUUUUCUACGAGAGGUGUAUCAUUGAAACACUCCGUUUCUUUUUGGGAAGAAUGAAGUGUGCUUUUAGCUUUGCCAUUUUCCCUUGUACUUGAAUAUUAUGGGGAACUCAUAGAAUAAAAUUGACACCUUUGAGCGAUUUUGAUCCA
This is a messenger RNA of Setaria italica (foxtail millet), 768 nucleotides long. RefSeq lists its product as uncharacterized. The coding region runs from base 8 to 472 and encodes 154 amino acids. NCBI's taxonomy places the organism in Eukaryota, Viridiplantae, Streptophyta, Magnoliopsida, Poales, Poaceae. The transcript is spliced from 4 exons. Gene Ontology annotation, cellular component: synaptic vesicle; BORC complex; BLOC-1 complex. Gene Ontology annotation, biological process: lysosome organization; intracellular protein transport; regulation of synaptic vesicle exocytosis. Gene Ontology annotation, molecular function: SNARE binding. The record is from RefSeq and is a predicted model, not a curated record.